Molecule: messenger RNA, 405 nt
Organism: Saprolegnia parasitica CBS 223.65
Lineage: Eukaryota; Oomycota; Saprolegniomycetes; Saprolegniales; Saprolegniaceae
Exons: 2
Coding region: 1-405 (134 amino acids)
Source: RefSeq, a predicted model, not a curated record
AUGCGCGCAGUGUACAAGGUACCGGAGAUCGGGCUGCAUAAUAUGCAGCUCCAGAGGUUGGAUCCAAGCGCUCGGCGGCGUUCAAGGCACACGUGCGUUGAAGACUCUUCGACGUUGACGACCCGCCGCGCGACUGCAUCCACGCGCUCCUGCAGAUCUCCCGCACGUUGGUGGCACACGAUUCGCGCGUCGCUCGUCCGCCAGCUCGCGAUCAAGAAGAAGGCGACCAUCCGCCCGACCAAGCGUGCGUCGACAUCCUCCUCUUUGCGUCGCUCAAGUGACAGAUAUCCAAGCCGACCUUGCUGCACGUGCUCAUCGAAUGUCCACUCGGUCGUGUACACGAUGGAGCCAUGCAGAUGCUCGACCCGCUCAAGGUCCGUCGCCUCGUUGUCGUCAAGGGCUUGA